Molecule: messenger RNA, 2921 nt
Organism: Achroia grisella
Lineage: Eukaryota; Metazoa; Arthropoda; Insecta; Lepidoptera; Pyralidae
Gene: MOF
Product: histone acetyltransferase KAT8-like
Exons: 1
Coding region: 93-1421 (442 amino acids)
Biological process (GO): regulation of DNA-templated transcription
Molecular function (GO): histone acetyltransferase activity
Source: RefSeq, a predicted model, not a curated record
UUUUUCUAUAAUCUAUGAUAGUAUAGUAUGGCCUCUUCUUUAGAUUGUAUUGCGCGAUAUUGCGUUAUCAGAUCGUUGAGUUUUCCAUUAAUAUGGCAAAAGGUGAUAAAGAAUUAGAAAAACCCAUUGUGAAUAAUGAAUUACCCAACCCGGAAUGUCGAAGUGUGGAUCAUGAUGAUUCGGAAUCCGCCCAAGAACAGCCUUUGGACAUAGGAGAGCAUUAUUUGGUGCGGCGUUCGGAUGAGUCAUGGCACCCGGCUGAGAUAAUACAAACGCGGUACAAUGACGCCGAAUCGUGUUACGAAUAUUAUGUCCACUAUGUGGGAUACGAUAGAAGGCUCGACGAAUGGGUUUCCCGCCACCGGGUUAUGAAUGAUAGGUUUGACAUGUGCGAACAAUCUAAUAACAACAUAAAUUCAGAUCAUUUACUCACAGAUAAGUCGGGCCGGAAAAUAACAAGAAAUCAAAAACGUAAACAUGAUGAGAUCAAUCACGUACAAAAGUCGUAUGCCGAAAUGGACCCCACAACAGCAGCACUGGAGAAAGAACACGAAGCAAUCACCAAAGUUAAAUACAUAGAUAGGAUACAGAUCGGAAAGUAUGAGAUAGACACAUGGUACUUCAGUCCAUAUCCUGAUGAGUAUGGGAAACAAUCGAAACUGUGGAUUUGUGAGUACUGUUUGAAAUAUAUGAGAAUGGAGAAAACAUACCGGUAUCAUCUAAGCGAAUGCACAGCAAGAGAGCCACAAGGCAAUGAAAUAUAUAGAAAGGGUACAAUAGCUAUAUUCGAAGCGGACGGCAAAGAACACAAAAUAUAUUGUCAGAACUUAUGUUUGUUGGCAAAGCUUUUCUUGGAUCAUAAGACUUUGUAUUUUGACAUAGAGCAGUUUUUAUUUUAUAUUUUAUGUGAAGUUGACAAACAAGGCGCUCACCUUGUUGGCUAUUUUUCUAAAGAGAAAGACUCCCCCGAAGGCAAUAAUGUUGCUUGCAUUUUAACACUACCUCCUUAUCAAAGACAAGGCUAUGGAAAGUUGCUCAUUGCAUUCAGUUACGAGUUGUCAAGAUUGGAACAAGUUGUAGGUAGUCCAGAAAAGCCACUGUCAGAUCUUGGCAAACUCAGUUAUAGAUCUUAUUGGUCAUAUGUUUUACUAGAAGUGUUAAGUGCAAGUAGAGGAACAUUAAGCAUCAAAGAUCUGAGUCAAAUGACUGGUAUAUCACAGACAGAUAUAAUAUCAACUCUGCAGUCAAUGAACAUGGUCAAAUAUUGGAAAGGGCAGCAUGUUAUCUGUGUGACACCAAAGAUAGUUGCUGAACAAUUGGCCAGCUCACAUUUCAAGAAGCCUCGACUGUGUGUAGAUCCAUCUGCAUUGCGCUGGACACCCCCUAACAAGCAAGGGCAUUCAGCUAAAGCUAAAAAGUAGUACAGGCUUACAGGCAGGGCUUAGAGACUGCUUAUAUUGAGACAAAUUUUAAAGACUCUAGGUGAAGCCUGUUUAAUCAAAAGUUGAUUUCUUUAGUUUUUAAUGCAGUGGAUAGACAGUGUUAGAAGUAUUAAAAACAAAUUUGUAAUUUACAUAAUAUUACAAUUAACUAUUAUGUUUUAGAUGAACAUGUUAUUAUAAUGUUACACUGCAUUUGUUGUGGAAAUAUUGAGCUUUACUUUUAUACCUAUCAUGGAGACAUCCCAGUGGAGGGAGGAUGAAUACUGAUAAGCAUUUUAUGUAGAAUUAAUCUAAAUUAAUCUAAGCAAAGCUAAAGUGCAAUGAAAAAAAACAAAAACAUGCAUAUUUUUUAAUUGAAAUAUGUUUUUUGGUUAAUUUAACGGAACAUUGAAUUCUUGCAGUUUAUUUGUAAUUUAUGACAGUGUAUGACAAUUGUGUUAGUGUAGUUAGUUUAGAUCGAGUGAAUAUUGCCUCUAGUGUGUGUGCAGGCAAUUUAUCCUGUAUUUUUGCCACCUCAUAAAUUUUCUCUAGCAUAUGUAAGAUAAAGUAAUAUUAACUAGAUUCAUAUGAAGAGUACAACAGCUUUGCCUUUAAUUUUAGAUGUCUAACAGAAAUUGAUCAUGAUUCAUAUAUGUAUAUAUGCUAAAUUAUACUCAUGGAAAAGUUAUUACAAAAACAUUGCAUUAUUACAAUUUAAAUUAUUGCUUAGAUCUGUACAUUCAUGUUUUAUUCAGUUCCUUAUUACUUGAAUAGUGAUACUAAUUUUAGUUGCGACCCUUUAGUUGUUUAUCUACCUUCAAUGAAUACAUAAAGGUCAUACUUUUAUGUGAAUGUGUAAGAUUAAUCAUUAGCUUUAAGUAUAAAUGUCCACUUGAUGUUGAAUUAUAUUUUUUAUAGACUGGUGAUGUUUGUUCUGUCGAAUUUAGAGUCACACUCACUUAUCUCAAGCUUAUAAAUAGUUUAACGCGUACAAUUUAAUUUAGAUAAACUAAAUUUUAAUUGUUUCUCUUUGGAAUCUUACACAGUAAAUACUAUGCAGAAAUAUAAAUUGUAUAAAUAGAAUAAGACUUGAAUGUGUAUAAAAGGCCUGGUUGGUAAUAAAAAUAAAACUCAACAUUUAAAAAAUAUUCUUCAAGUUUUGCGAACAGGUGAAUGACUCUUAAGAUACAUAUCUGAUUACGUCAUGUUGAGAAAAACGUGCCGAAAAUUGAUAAACAGGAACAAUUUGUUGUAAACACGUUAUGGACUUUACUGUUUUAUUUUAAACAUUUGCAACCUUGUCUAUGAGUAUUAUUACUUUGUUUAGCUACGUACUCACCGUUUUUGACUAUUGACAACUUGCCACUAAGGUGUAGUGUCGAGUUGCAUGAACUCAAAAGAUCUUCCCAUUACCGUGUAAAUGAGAUUCUGUGAAUCAUCAGUUUUCACUGUUUAUUUGUGAUAAUUCUAAUUGUAAGUGAUAAUUAAAAUAAAAAUGGA